Diceros bicornis minor is the source of this 1327-nucleotide messenger RNA. Its product is annotated as cytochrome P450 4B1-like. Lineage: Eukaryota; Metazoa; Chordata; Mammalia; Perissodactyla; Rhinocerotidae. The transcript is spliced from 10 exons. The record is from RefSeq and is a predicted model, not a curated record. Gene Ontology annotation, molecular function: monooxygenase activity; iron ion binding; oxidoreductase activity, acting on paired donors, with incorporation or reduction of molecular oxygen.
AUGAGGAAACUGAGGUUCAGAAAUGGCAAGGUAUUUGCCUAUGUCCAUGUAGUAGCUCGGGAAUUGAGUCAAGGCUGGGCCCAAGUCUGGGGGAAAGGCCUGCUGGUCCUCGAGGGGCCCAAGUGGUUCCAGCACCGCAAGCUGCUCACGCCUGGCUUCCAUUAUGACGUGCUGAAGCCCUACGUGGCCAUGUUCGCUGACUCCACGUGCGCCAUGCUGGACAAGUGGGAGAAGAAGGCUCGGGAGGAUAAGAGCUUUGACAUCUUCUGCAACGUGGGCCACAUGGCGCUGGACACGCUCAUGAAGUGCACCUUCGGCAAAGCAGACGGUGGCCUGAGUCACAGGGACAGUAGCUACUACCAGGCGGUCAGUGAGCUCACUCUGCUGACGCAGCAGCGCAUGGAGUCCUUCCAGUACCACAAUGACUUCAUCUACUGGCUCACUCCCCACGGCCGCCGCUUCCUGCGGGCCUGCCAGGUGGCCCACGACCACACAGACCAGGUCAUCAGGGAACGGAAGGCAGCCCUGCAGGAUGAGAAAGAGCGGGAGAAGAUCCGGAACCGCAGGCACCUGGACUUCCUGGACAUUCUCCUGGAGGCUCGGGAUGAAGAUGAGAUCAAGCUGUCAGACGCAGACCUCCGGACUGAGGUGGACAUGUUCAUGUUUGAAGGCCAUGACACCACCACCAGUGGCAUCUCCUGGUGUCUCUACUGCGUGGCCCUGUACCCCAAGCACCAGCAGCGCUGUCGGGAGGAGGUCCACGAGAUCUUCGAGAACUGAGACUCCUUCCAGUGGAGAGUGAGGCUGCAGGAUGAUCUGGGCAAGAUGACCUACCUGACCAUGUGCAUCAAGGAGAGCUUCCGCCUCUACCCGCCCGUGCCCCGGGUGUUCCGCCAGCUCAGCAAGCCUGUCGGCUCUGUGGAUGGCCGCUCUCUGCCUGCAGGCAACCUGAUCUCUCUGCACAUCUAUGCCCUCCAUAGGAACAGCACAGUGUGGCCUGACCCUGAGGUCUUUGACCUCCUGCGCUUUUCCCUUGAGAAUGUGGCCAGACGCCACCCCUAUGCCUUCAUACCCUUCUCCGCUGGACCCAGGAACUGCAUCGGGCAGCAGUUUGCCAUGAAUGAGAUGAAAGUGGUCACGGCCCUCUGCUUGCUCUGCUUUGAGUUCGCCCUGGACCCCUGCCGACCAUCCAUCACAAUGCCCCAGCUGGUCCUGCGCUCCCGGAAUGGCAUCCACUUCCACCUGAAGCCGCUGGGCUCAGGCUCUGGGAAGUAGCUCUGCCGAGAGUAGGGCCCAGACAGCCCAGGCCGUGGCCUGACCCUGGGCA